Molecule: messenger RNA, 637 nt
Organism: Sesamum indicum (sesame)
Lineage: Eukaryota; Viridiplantae; Streptophyta; Magnoliopsida; Lamiales; Pedaliaceae
Product: putative small nuclear ribonucleoprotein G
Biological process (GO): mRNA splicing, via spliceosome; spliceosomal snRNP assembly
Cellular component (GO): SMN-Sm protein complex; spliceosomal tri-snRNP complex; U2 snRNP
Molecular function (GO): RNA binding
Source: RefSeq, a predicted model, not a curated record
UUUUCCACGUCUUUUGCCUUCAAUUUCUAAUUCUAGGGUUUUGAAGCGCGAUAAACCCAGAAAUCGCUUUUCACGCUCUCUCUAGGAUUUCGCCAUGAGCAGAUCGGGACAGCCUCCGGAUCUCAAGAAGUACAUGGACAAGAAGCUACAGAUAAAGCUUAAUGCCAACCGUAUGGUGGUUGGAACCCUUCGCGGUUUUGAUCAAUUCAUGAACCUUGUGGUUGACAACACUGUUGAAGUGAAUGGAAACGAGAAAACUGACAUAGGCAUGGUGGUCAUUAGGGGAAACAGUGUGGUGACAGUUGAAGCCCUCGAGCCAGUUAAUAGAGCACAAUAGUUGUACAUUUUUAAGCACGGGUCCAAUCUUGGAUGCCGAAGUUGUAGUAAUUUCAACAUUAUGCUACUCAUUUCUGUUGGCACGUCUCGAAAAUGAUAAGGUUGCUUGCUAGAUCAAUUGUAUCCAACGGUAUGAUUUGGAAUGUAACUUGGAGGCUGUGGGGCCCUUAUUGCCAAAAUGUCCUGAAAAAAUCUUUUCCAUUGGAAUCAGGACAAAGGGUGUAUUAUAUAAUUGCACAUUUGCUUGCUGUUUGUACACCAGUAUGCCAUUGCCAUAUGAUGAGAAAUUCCUAUUUAUGUA